CUAAAAAUCAAGGCAAUGGUCACCGCCGGAAAACAAAACCUCGCUCUCUUGCUGCUCUUUUGCACGGUGGCGGCGGCGGCCAUCGUGCCUCGUGCUAGCGCCGUGAUCACGUGCGGCGAGGUGUACUCUACCUUGUACCCGUGUGUGGGCUACAUAAUGAACGGCGGGAAGGUGCCCGGAGCCUGUUGUAGCGGGCUGGCAUCGCUGGUGACCAGCCUCAAGACCACGCCGGACCGGCGAGCAGCUUGCGCCUGCGCCAAAGCGGCGGCGGGGAGUGCUAACCCAGUGCAACUCGGCCGUGCGAUGGGCCUCCCCGGCAAGUGUGGUGUCCAUAUUCCGUUCAAGAUUAGCCCCAACGUUGACUGCUCCAAGAUCAAGUAACUAAAAAGUUCAGCCAACAAAAAGAAAAAAAAAAAGUUGCUUAUGGAAUAAUGUUACUAGUUACUGGUGCAUGGAACAUGGUCUUCUGUGGACCAUACUAUCAAAUAAUG
Ipomoea triloba (trilobed morning glory) is the source of this 491-nucleotide messenger RNA. Its product is annotated as non-specific lipid-transfer protein 1-like. Gene Ontology annotation, biological process: lipid transport. Gene Ontology annotation, molecular function: lipid binding. Gene Ontology annotation, cellular component: membrane. Lineage: Eukaryota; Viridiplantae; Streptophyta; Magnoliopsida; Solanales; Convolvulaceae. The transcript has a single exon. The record is from RefSeq and is a predicted model, not a curated record. Bases 16 to 381 code for a protein of 121 amino acids.